AUGUCCACAGUGGAUGCAGCUGAAGACCUAGUUCAGUUAUCCGGCAACUGCCAAGAGACUCACCCUUUACCUCAGGAAAUUGAGGAGUUCGUCCUGGAAUUCUCUGAGACACAUGAGUCAAGAACUCCAGCUGCACCAGAGCCACAGAUCUAUAUGCCUCUGACUGCCCAUGGUGACGAGAGCCAACAUGAGUCCAUUCAGAACCAGGUGAUGGCUCCUUUGAGGCCCACAAUGAUGGCUUCUGCAUGUUCUAGUAUCCCUGGGACAGUCCUUGACCAGAACUCAAUAACUCUCCCUGUUAAUGCCUUCGAUAAGCCCCCUGGAGAACUAAAUGAGACUGUCUCCAUGGACCAGAAGGUGACUUCCUUUGACCAGAGAAAACCCACAGCAACCUCCUGGAUGAUAGGUGUUACUGACAACCCAAAGACAUUGUUCACUGAUUGCCAAAAGACAACCAUCACUGCAAACAACAUGACAAUCUCCAAAGAAGGUAGCCAGAUGAAGACCCUCAGUGAUGAACAGACCCGUUAUGGAGGCCAGAUGAUGUUUGGUGGGGACCAGACCCGUUAUGGAGGCCAGAUGACCUUUGGUGGGGGCCAGACCCAUUAUGGAGGCCAGAUGACCUUUGGUGGGGAUCAGAACCGUUAUGGAAGCCAGAUGACUUUUGGUGGGGACCAGACCCGUUAUGGAGGCCAGAUGACUUUUGUUGGGGACCAGAACCAUUAUGGAAGCCAGAUGACUUUUGGUGGGGACCAGACCCGUUAUGGAGGCCAGAUGAGUUUUGGUGGGGACCAGAACCGUUAUGGAGGCCAGAUGACUUUUGGUGGGGACCAGAACCGUUAUGAAGGCCAGAUGACUUUUGGUGGGGACCAGAACCGUUAUGGAGGCCAGAUGACAGCUCUUAAAGGGGGCUAUCCAGUGACCUUCAUUGGGAACCAUACCUUCACUGGGGGCCAGAUGACAACAUACAGCAGUGACAAGACUCUCUAUGGGGGUCAGAUGGGGACCCUUAAGGGGGACCAGAUGAGAGCCUUCACUGAUGACCACACUCUCUAUGGAAGCCAAAUGAUGCCAUGUCAAUCGUCAUCGUUGUCAAACCCAGGAUUCCUGUACUGUUCAAGUUCCCAUUUGACCCAAGGACAAUCUCUAGAAGAGCAGAAUUCAACACUCAAAACCCAGAGAUGUCAGUUCAAGGAGAAUCUUGACAUUUUAAAGCCCUACAUUUGCACACACCAGGACUGUCAGAAAUCAUAUUCAAAGAAGUCCUGUCUCCAAAUCCAUGAUCGCAAACACACAGGAGAGAGGCCCUACAAAUGCAAUGUGAAGGGAUGCACAUGGGAAUUCGCCCGUUCAGAUGAGCUCAAGAGACACAACAAAAAGCACAGUGGGGAGCGACCCUACCUGUGUACUCUGUGCGACAGGCGUUUUGCACGAUCUGAUCACUUGAAGCAGCACCAGAAAGUCCACCAGUGACUACGAACCUGAAUCCAUCAGCCCAUGAGGAAACAAGAUUCUCCCUAAGCCUUUGUGUGCUUAGCACCUAGCAUUGUGUCACCCCAUUGUAGGUGCUUCAU
Myotis myotis is the source of this 1574-nucleotide messenger RNA. It is a transcript of the gene KLF18, whose product is annotated as Kruppel like factor 18. The transcript has 3 exons. The record is from RefSeq and is a predicted model, not a curated record. Gene Ontology annotation, molecular function: RNA polymerase II cis-regulatory region sequence-specific DNA binding; DNA-binding transcription factor activity, RNA polymerase II-specific. Lineage: Eukaryota; Metazoa; Chordata; Mammalia; Chiroptera; Vespertilionidae. Bases 1 to 1473 code for a protein of 490 amino acids. Gene Ontology annotation, biological process: regulation of transcription by RNA polymerase II.